Pectinophora gossypiella (pink bollworm) is the source of this 2473-nucleotide messenger RNA. Its product is annotated as transferrin-like. Gene Ontology annotation, biological process: iron ion transport. Lineage: Eukaryota; Metazoa; Arthropoda; Insecta; Lepidoptera; Gelechiidae. Bases 107 to 2404 code for a protein of 765 amino acids. Gene Ontology annotation, cellular component: plasma membrane; recycling endosome; early endosome. The transcript has 15 exons. The record is from RefSeq and is a predicted model, not a curated record.
CGCGUUGGACGAAUCUUAUGUAAAUUUUAUAUUAUAUUUCCAAGGCGUGGUCAGUCAGGAGGGCUGCAGGAGUGUAUUAAGUUAAGAGCAGUGUUGUUUAGUGAUCAUGGCGUUAAGGAAUAUAGCUGUGUUGUUCUUAACAGUUGGCUUGGUAGCCGGACAAACUUACAGAGUAUGCAUCCCCACAACCGACAGGACACUCUGUAACAGCUUGGACCGGGACGGCAGCCAAGCCACAUGCGAACCAGUGGAAUCUCGAAUUGACUGCGCGUUGCGUCUGGCUCGUGGGUCGGCUGAUAUCGGAGUGUUUACCGAGGAGGAGACGCUGGUGCUGGGUCAACAGCAGCCUAACAACAACCGCGUUAUCGCCACCAUCAGAGAUGUCUCCAGAACUGAACCGUACGCGUUUGAAGCAGUGGCCAUUGUCUCCAAUAGCCAUUCGGGGGGUCUGGAAGGUCUACGAGGAGGUAGUUACUGCCACCCUGGCCUCGACCAGUCUGACCAGAGGUGGUCACCGCGAGUGCUCCGGACUCUUGAGCAGGCAGUGGCCCGAACCAACCGCUGCACGGACCCGCCGCCAGGCCGGACCUCUGAGGAGCUGGAGGUGGACCAGCUCAGCCAAUUCUUCUCGGCCGCCUGUCGCCCCGGACCCUGGAGCGUCAACGCCACAGUCGAUGCUAACCUUAAACAGCAGUUCCCCUCACUCUGUUCCCUCUGCGGGCCCACCAAUGCCUCUUGCGCGGCGUACACCCUCGACAUGGGGGUCAGCGUGGCCGGAGCCUCCAACACCAACAGGCACAUCCAGGCUCUGGAGUGCAUGAGGACCAACGGCAACGGGAGCUUCGCCUACGUCGCCUGGCAACAUGCGCAGGAGUUCUUCACCGCCCGCAACCCAGACAUUGCGACCGCGUAUGCGGUGCUCUGCCCCGAUGGCUCCACACAGACCCUCACGUCUGAAGUGAUCAACAACCGCACCGCUCCCUGCGCCUUCGUCCGACAACCUUGGAGCACCAUCGUCGCUUCCACUGCCACUGCAGCAGAGGUCCAGCAGAACCUGCGGGCGUGGUGGCCCAACGGCGCUAACCCCUCGGACAACUCCUGGCAGGCCACCCUGUUCAACGGCAUCGUCGGCGGCGCCAGCGCCAGGGUCUUCUUCGAGGACAGUCUGCCCAGUCCUGCCAACUACACUUCACCAAUCCGCACGAUUCCUGCUAUCGACGCGACCGCCACGUGUCUGCCUGCGCGCCGCUGGUGCACCAUAUCCACCCUGGAACAGACCAAAUGCUCCUGGGUUAGAGCAUCAGCGUAUUCCCUGGGCUUGGAGCCACCGAUCUCCUGCCAGCAGCGUCCGAACAUCUUGGAAUGUUUGAAUGACAUCAGAGAAGACCGCGCUGACUUCGUGACUUCCAAGUCCAACUACGGAUACCUUGCUAGGCAGCAUUACCAGCUGUCGCCAGUGAAGUUGGUGCAGAACUCCAGGAGUUCAUCCAGCGCGUUCUCCCGCGUCGCCGCCUUCGUCAAGGAGUCAUCAGCUCAGAACAAUGUCACCCGCUUCGAGAACCUUCGAGGGACUAAGGCGUGCUUCCCGGAGUAUGGUGGCAUUGCGUACGUAGCGUUCGUGCGUACUGCGCAGGAGCGCGGGAUCAUCAGCCCGUCAGAGUGCGACUACGCACGCGCGGUGGGUGAAUUCUUCGACGGCGCCUGCGCCCCCGGCGCGCUCGACGCCGCACAUGCGCUCUCGCAGUCGUCUUUCAAUGCGACCACCCUGUGCACAGCCUGUAGGCCCACUGUAACAAUCGUCGGAAACUACUCUGAUUUCACGUGUACGUGGGACUACAGCACCAACUUGUACUAUGGUAACAACGGCACGCUGUCCUGCCUGGCGGACCCCACCACCAGCGUCGCCUUCCUGCAGGUGCAGAACAUUCAAGCACACCUAAACCAGCUGGGUCUGGACGGAAGCCAGUUCAGAGCGCUCUGCCGCAACAACACGCUUGCUGCCACCACCGGGGUGAACGUUGAUAACAACUGUCUGCUGGCGUAUGUCGUCGACGCUGAGGUUGUCACUAGAAGAAACGACCCCCUCACUAACGCUCUAGCCAUCCUAUUGGAGAAUCUGGACCUCUACUUCGGUUACAUCGCGGAAUCCGGCGCGCAGCUGAUCAACUUGGAAAUCUUCUCACCCUUCGAUGGAGUCAGCGACUUGCUCUUCAAGGACACGGCAAUAGGCCUCACUGAGCCCUCAGCAACGUCAUCCAAUGAGCCCGCGAGGAACUAUAUGGAGUUAUUCCAGCAUUUGGAGUCGUGUACCGGAGCCGCCGCCCCCGGAAUUGCCACUAAGAAUUUCUACUCUAUAUUUACUAUUGUUUUGAUGUCUUUAUUCACGCGUUUCGUUGUGUACUAAAGAGUUAAAAAGUGGUAAUUAGCUACUUGACAGUGUUGGGUAAAGUAUUUUAAAAAAUACAGACGCUUA